GCGUAGAAGUUCAAUUGGACUCCCGUCGAAUUUACAUUUUGCAGCAUGGUCAGUCUCAUCAUUAUCCAUGUGAUGCAGGUCAGCAUAACGCUAAUUGCCACUGGUUUCAAACGCCAAGAAGAAAGUGAUAUGAGGCCCCUUCAGGGAAACCAACUAACACAGGGAGAUGCUUCACUUGGAACUAACAGACGACCUGCGUCCUUUUUGGAAGGUGGUUCAGUGGAAAUUCCUGAGUUCCUCAGGAAAAAAGGACGAUCGCGCUAUCCAAGAGCUUAAGUUAGUCCUUCAUUUUCCUGCAUGUAUAGUACUUCCCUUUUUC
This is a messenger RNA of Solanum stenotomum, 319 nucleotides long. RefSeq names its product cell division protein FtsZ homolog 2-2, chloroplastic-like. The record is from RefSeq and is a predicted model, not a curated record. The coding region runs from base 46 to 276 and encodes 76 amino acids. Lineage: Eukaryota; Viridiplantae; Streptophyta; Magnoliopsida; Solanales; Solanaceae. The transcript has 2 exons.